This is a messenger RNA of Pseudophryne corroboree (corroboree frog), 1150 nucleotides long. It is a transcript of the gene COMMD4, whose product is annotated as COMM domain containing 4. The record is from RefSeq and is a predicted model, not a curated record. Bases 110 to 697 code for a protein of 195 amino acids. The transcript has 8 exons. Lineage: Eukaryota; Metazoa; Chordata; Amphibia; Anura; Myobatrachidae.
UUUUUUUUUGUAAGGCGUGCCUGACAAAUGUCACAUGAUCGUGAUGAGAUCAGCUGACAGGAAAGACUGCAGCUGUUAGUACAAGAUUCUAGCAUCUACCGUUAGUACAAUGAGGUUCCGUUUCUGUGGUGAUUUGGACUGCCCUGAUUGGGUUUUGGCAGAGAUCAGCACCUUGGCUAAAAUAUCCUCUGUCAAGUUGAAGCUGAUAUGUGCCCAAGUACUGAAGGAACAGCUGGGGGACGUUAUUGACUAUGAAAAGAUUCUAAAGCUGACAUCAGAUGCUCGCUUUGAAUCUGGUGACAUUAAAGCCACAGUUGCUGUCCUGUGCUUCAUUCUUUCAAGUGCAGCCAAGCAUAAUGUGAGCAGUGACAAUCUGUCCAGUGAGCUCCAGCAGUUGGGUCUUCCCAGAGAACACGCAGCCUCUCUCUGUCGCUCUUAUGAAGAGAAGCAGACUGCUUUACAGGAGACCUUGAGGGAAAACAGCCUUCGCUUGUCACGCUUAUCAUCUUUGAGCUGGCGUGUAGACCAGACCCUUAGCUCCAGUGUUCUACAUGAAGUGAAUGAGCCUCUGGUCCAUCUAAAUCUUCAUGUGACCAACACUGGUCGCUCCAGACCUGUAACAUUGUCGGCCAGUAAAUUAAGAGUGUUGCUUACAGAACUAAAACAGGCUCGUGAGAUGAUGGAUGCCCUGAACUGAGAGCUGUGCUCUUGGAGAACUAUUAUGUUCAGCUGAAGAUCUUCAGAGCAAUAAGAUGUCACACAUUGCUGGGAAUAGCUUCAGUAGGAAAUCUGUUCUAUAAGAACAACACCUUGUGAAUAUUUAGAAAGGUUGACUUGUGUGGACUUCCCAAGUCUUCGUAACCAUGUAAGGCAGUGGUUCUCAAACUGUGUGCUGUGGAACCCUGGGGUGCUUUAGAGCACUUGCAGGGGUGCCCUGGGUUGUGGUCCAGGACUAAUUAUAAAUUAUUUAUGGUCAGUGUUAAAGGCAAAACCAGUGCUGGUGGCUGUGAAUCUUGAAAUAUGUGGACAAACUGAUGCAAAUCUUGUCCCUUAAAUUAAGGAUGACAUAUAACACAAUUUACUUAUUUUAAUAUUUCUUUCUAAAUUUCUCAAUAAAAAACUUUUGGCCUAGGGGUGCCAUGAAAGAAAA